Messenger RNA from Chaetura pelagica (chimney swift), 1185 nucleotides. It is a transcript of the gene TYW2, whose product is annotated as tRNA methyltransferase 12 homolog (S. cerevisiae). Bases 1 to 1185 code for a protein of 394 amino acids. Gene Ontology annotation, cellular component: cytoplasm. Gene Ontology annotation, molecular function: tRNA methyltransferase activity. NCBI's taxonomy places the organism in Eukaryota, Metazoa, Chordata, Aves, Apodiformes, Apodidae. Gene Ontology annotation, biological process: tRNA methylation. The record is from RefSeq and is a predicted model, not a curated record. The transcript has 7 exons.
AUGGAGGAGGAGCAGCUCCUGGAGGGGCGCUACCGGCUGCAGCAGGUGCCCGGGGGCCGUGUGGCCUUGCCCGUGCUGGAGGAGAAGCUCGACCAGCUGCAGCUGCCCCUGGAAAUGCCUUGUGAGCUGCUCUGGAUCAAGGACCCUGCCCCCUCCAGGGCAGCCCGCUGGAGGACGCCUGCCCAGAAGCUGCAGGACGCGCUGAGGCAGCUGCUGGGGCAGAGCUGGUCGGAGGAGCUGGAGCGUGAUGUGCCCCGGGCCUGGCAGCGGCAUGGGGACCUGGUCCUGCUGGGCGGGGACAGCUUCAGGGCUGAGACCUGGGAGAGACUGGGCCCAGCACUCUGGGAGACUGUUGCCUCGGCUCUGGGUGCCCGGCGGCUGGCCAGGCGAGGACGGGUGUUGCCAGAUGAGAUGAGGUCUCCCAGUGUCACCCUGCUGCUGGGCCAGGAUGGCUGGGUGGAGCACGUGGACAAUGGGAUCAGGUACACGUUUGAUGUGACUAAGUGCAUGUUCUCACCGGGCAACAUCACUGAGAAGCUGCGGGUGGCCUCGCUGCCCUGCGCCGGGGAGGUCCUGGUGGAUCUCUAUGCAGGUAUCGGCUAUUUCACGCUGCCCUACCUGGUUCACGCCGCCGCCGCCUUCGCCCACGCCUGCGAGUGGAACGGCCACGCCGUGGAGGCCCUGCGGAGGAACCUGGCGCUGAACGGCGUGCGGGACCGCUGCCGCAUCCACCGCGGGGACUGCCGGCGGCUGGAGCUGCGGGAUGUAGCGGACAGGGUGAACCUGGGGCUGAUUCCCAGCUCGGAGGAAGGCUGGCCGGUUGCCUGCCGCGUCCUGAAGAAGGGCACAGGUGGGGUUCUCCACAUCCACCACAACGUGGAGACUCUCCCUGCUCAGACCCCUGUCCUGCCGGCUAAGCAGGGGUCUCCAGAGGGAGCCAACUCUGAUGGAGAGGUGCAGCCCCCAGCGAAGGACAGUGGGAAGGAGAUGCUGGGGGCCAGGAUCAGACCCGAGUGGCAGAGGUGGGCUGAAGCCACGGCGGCACGGAUCCGGGGGCUGCUGGCAGAGCUGCACGGGCAGCCGUGGUGCACCAGCAUCCUGCACAUCGAGGUGGUGAAGUCCUAUGCACCCCACGUGCAUCACCUCGUGCUGGACCUCGAGUGCCGGCCCGUGUUGCCCACCUAG